Alexandromys fortis (reed vole) is the source of this 1941-nucleotide messenger RNA. Its product is annotated as endogenous retrovirus group K member 5 Gag polyprotein-like. Gene Ontology annotation, biological process: viral process. The record is from RefSeq and is a predicted model, not a curated record. Gene Ontology annotation, molecular function: zinc ion binding; nucleic acid binding. The transcript is spliced from 2 exons. The coding region runs from base 25 to 1866 and encodes 613 amino acids. NCBI's taxonomy places the organism in Eukaryota, Metazoa, Chordata, Mammalia, Rodentia, Cricetidae.
UUUAACAGUCUUUUUGAGUGUGCCAUGUGGGAGAUCCUACAAGAGGUGUCUAGCACCCCACAUCUAUGGAUCCUUCUGGGAUUAGUAGUUUUCCUUGGUAUUAAGUGGUUUGACAACAAAAGUCUGAUAGAGUCUUUAAGAGACGAAUCCAGGAUUCUUAAGGCAGAGGUUGAACAUCUAAAAACUAUUGGAGAUGAAUCCAGGAUUCUUAAGGCAGAGGUUGAACAUCUACAAACGAUUAAGCAUGACAAUGAUCUUCUCAUGAAUCAGUUUAAAGUUCUACAGGAAGAGAACAGAACUUUGUUUAACAAGACAAUGGUGACUGAAAAAAACUUAGAAAAGGUUCAGGCUGAUAUUAAGGAGAAAUUUAUUAUUAUGGAAGAAGGAACAGCUGAUUUAAAUCGUAAAUUUCAUCAGUCACUUUCUGAAGGGACUGAAACAUUAUCUCAGAGAAUUAAAUCGGUUGAAUGGGAAAAUCAACUUUUGUCUAAAGCUUAUGACAGAGUGGUGGAAAGAUUGUCAAUACAAGAAGGCACGGUUUAUGCCAUAAAAAUCAUGUCCAAAGAUGAGAACUUAUCUCUAACGGACAAACUUCAUACUUUAGAAUCCUCAAUGAGGGCUUUGGAACAUAAUUCUGGACAGGAGAUACAGACAUUGCAGAAGGCAAUGGUGAAUAGAAUUGAAAAGAUUGAGGAAUUUCUAAAUUCUGAUUCUGAUGAGGAAGAACAAACGGUAGAAAGGAAAGUUUUAACUACAUCUGUGGGUAAAUCCCUCCGGGACAAUUUCCACAAAUCUCUAUCUACACCUCUACCUGCCUUUCCAGUAAUAACGACAGAGAAGGUGAUUGGUUCCAAAAACCCUAGGAUCCUUAAGGAAGAUACAUGGGAGCCUGUCCGUAUAAAUGAUCUCAAAGAAAUUAAACAGGCUGUCACGGCUUUCGGGAUGCACUCCUCUUUUGUUAAAGAGAUGCUAAAAUCUUGGGCCAUAAUGAGCAGACCAACGCCUUUAGACUGGACCCAGAUGACCUCUGCAGUCCUUGAGAGUGGGACGCAUUUAAGAUGGAAAUGCUUAUUCAGGCAAGAGGCUAGACUUUUAGAACAGCAAGAAAAGGCGAAGGGAAGUGACAUCUCCCUAGAUAAAAUUCUAGGUGAAGGACUCUUUUCCGAUCCUCAGGAACAAGCUAAUUUGGAUGAAAGCAUACUCUCCAUAUGCACUACAGCAGCCUUAAGGGCUUGGGACAGGGUACAAGACCCAGGACAGAGAAUGGAAUCAUUUGUUACGAUUAAACAAGGUCAGAGAGAACCCUUUAGUGAUUUUUUACAAAGACUUACUAAGGCUGUACAAAUAGGGAUACCUGACCCUGACACAAGACGUAUAAUGAUUGAGUCUUUGGCUUAUGAAAAUGCAAAUGUGGAAUGCAAAAAGAUUUUGGGGCCUUUAAGGUUCAGAUCAGCACCCUUGGAAGAAUGGGUCUUGCAUACACUGGAUGUUGAUACAUUUGAUUAUGGCACUGAAGCAUGGGUAGAGGAAGCAAUUUCCAAUGGUAAAAGGAGACAUCAGAAUACCAAAUGUUUUAAUUGUGGCAAAAUGGGUCAUAUGAGAAGGAAUUGUAAACAACGGACCUUCAGAAACAAUAAUAAUGCGUCUUCUAGAAAUAACAGAAAUAGAAGGACUCAGCCUUCAGGUUUAUGUAGAAGAUGUGGAAAGGGUAGACAUUGGACGAAUGAGUGUAGAUCUACAAGAGAUAGACAAGGAAACCUGAUACAGACGGGAAACGUGAGAGGGGGGGCCUCACAGGCCCCCAUGGCAAACAUGGUCCAGUCAUUUCCAGUUUCUGCAGAGAACGUGCCUCGUCAGGACAAUUAGGAAACCUCAUGCCUACUGUUACAAACGAUAAUGAGCAGAAAGAUGAGUUACGUGUGUUUUGGCAAACUUCUAUAA